Messenger RNA from Helianthus annuus (common sunflower), 1455 nucleotides. RefSeq names its product patatin-like protein 1. NCBI's taxonomy places the organism in Eukaryota, Viridiplantae, Streptophyta, Magnoliopsida, Asterales, Asteraceae. The transcript is spliced from 6 exons. The coding region runs from base 800 to 1270 and encodes 156 amino acids. Gene Ontology annotation, molecular function: monoacylglycerol lipase activity; glycerophospholipase activity. The record is from RefSeq and is a predicted model, not a curated record.
AGCCAAAAUGAUCAGUACUCAGGAGUCAUCGUCCCUGACGAGAGAGGUAUGGUACCCGAGGUUCGAAUUAUGGUUGGUCGAACACGGCAAAAUGUACAAUGUCCCGGGGGAAAAAGAGUUGAGGUUCCAAACCUACCACGGUAACGCAAUAUACGUAGAGAAUCAUAACUCUCAGAAUCACCCCUACAAGCUCAAACUCAAUCGGUUUGCCGAUCUAUCCCAUGAUGAGUACACAGGGAGUUACAAAAGCACAGAGAUGAUCGAUCAGAGGAGGAAGGGGAAGACUGAAAGCUUUAAGAGUGAUCGAUACUCUCCGACACCCGCAGAUGUUCUACCAGAAUCAGUAGGUUGGGGAGAAAGAAGUGCUGUGGCUCGGGUUAAAGACCAAGGGACGUGCAGUUAGAUGUUAUUUUCAAAGGGGCAGAUUAAAAAAGAAAGGCCUUUUGGAUUGAUGGUGAUGAAGGGCUUCCAGCUGACCACAAGACAAGAAAGGCUGUUUGUAUCGAUGGUUAUGAAGGGCUUCCUGCCAACAAUGAACAAUCGUUGCUAAAGGCUGUUGCAAACCAGCCUGUCUCUGUUUCUAUCGAAGCUGCUAGCAGGGAUUUUCAGUUCUACUCAGGGUCAUUGUAUUGCAUCUUCACGGGCAAAUGUGGGACCGGUUUGGACCAUGAUGUAGUUGUGGUUGGCUAUGGGACCGAAGCUGGCAAGAAUUACUGGCUGGUGAGAAACUCUUGGGGUGCAGAAUGGGGGGAAAAAGGCUACGUAAAAAUUGAACGCAAUGUAACAGAGAAAACAGGCUAUGGUUGCAGUAGCUGAAGUAAUUAUGGAAAGAAGUAGACGAGAUCCGACAUGGUCAGCAAAGGAUUAUCAGUUUUUGGUUUUGUCGUUGGGUACAGGGUGUCUAGAUAUGGAAGAGAAGUAUGAUGCUACAAAAUCAUCCACUUGGGGCAUUUUAGGGUGGUGGUUGCGCAGUGGUGGCUCGUCUCCAGUGCUGAAUGUUUUCAGUAGCGGUUAUAGUUAUAUGGCUGAUUAUUUUGCCUCUGCCUUUUUGAAAGGCCUUAAUUCGGAAGUGUUGUAUUUGCAAAUUCAUGAAGUCACUUUAAGUGAUGUCAUGGCUACCAUGGAUUUGGCUACUGAUGAAUACUUGGAGAACCUAGUAGAGCAUGACCCUCACAUUACCAACGAGAUGCGUAUUGAAAGCUUCGCGACAACACUCCGUGAUAUAUAUUUGGCAAAGUCUGAGAUGGGUAAGGAAGAGCGCGAUGAAUAAGCAAGCCCGAGAUCUAAACAUGUGGAUGAAGGAAUGUAUCUGACUAUUAAUGCAUUUUUGAAGCCAAUUUCUUGCUGGUACAUUUUUACACGGGCAUGGUGUGUAUUAAUUUCUUAUUUUGUAUUGAGAUCAUAAAACUUGAUGUUACUUCUUUUAAUUUGAAGAUCGUAUGUAUUGUUAUUGUC